AUGGCUGUAAUGGUGAGGUGUUGCCUACUCUGUUUAUUAACUCUUGCACUCUGUUGUGCUUCUGGGUUAGUAUGGGCUGAUAGUCCUAAAGUUUCUGAUGCCCUAAUUAAACCUACUACGGGUGGUGUUCCCCCUCUUGUUCGUCGUGCUAUUCCUUCUUCUGGAUUUCCUGGCAAGGCUGAAGAAGCUGUUAAUAUGAAGAAAGCGCAGAAGGAAGAGUUGAUGGAAAACCCUGAAGAACAGGAGGAUGAAGUUGAAGAGAAUGUUGAUGAACCUCGUGUUCCUGGUACUGGUGGUUCUUGUCCUUCAGGUUCUGAUAGUAAUUGUCCAUCUGGUCAUUCUUCUGGUGGUAAUGGUGGUGGUCAUAUUUCAGCUUUUGAUUCUCUCUCUGAAAAUGGGGUUCGUGGUGCUGGCAUCGCUCCUGGUGUUCAACCCCAACAACUUCCUUUACCUCCUACCCUUCCUCAUCAGCAACCUGCGCCUGGUGCCACUUGCACUCCGACUUCUCCUGAUCCUGCUUGUUCACCUACAAGAGAGGAACUCACUGCAACUAACUUAAGAGUAUCUAUUCCUGAAAAGCCUGGACAUGGUGCUCUUGUUGAUGCUCCUUCUAAUAAAGAUAGUCAUCUUGCUGCUGAUGCGACUGGUGCUCAAGUUACAUUAGGUGAAGCUGCUCCUGGAAUUGGUUCUGGUUCUGGUACUGAUGAUACCUCUUCUUCUUCUAAUCAUUCUACUGCAUCUCCUCCACCUGCUGCUUCUGUUCCUGCUGGUGACCCUCAACCUGGAAACAGCGACAACCAUGCAUCCACUGCAGCAGAUAACCAGGGAAGUGCGGGAACACGGCCUUCUUCUUCUACCACCAGCAGUUCAGAGACAGUGUGUUCCGGUAGUUCUGAAGCCACAAUAGUUGGGAAUGGCACUUCAUCUGCAGUGAGUGGGUCAACAAGUACCCAAGGAGGAAAUGUGGUAAAUACAGAUACAACCACCACCACAACAACAACACUUCCUCCUGAACUCACAAACAACAAGAAGGGUGAUGCAGACAGCAGCAGCAGUAUCAGCAGUUCUGUGUGGGUGCGUGUGCCACUACUGAUUGUGGUUACACUGGCCUGUAUUCUUGUGUGCUGA
Molecule: messenger RNA, 1128 nt
Organism: Trypanosoma theileri
Lineage: Eukaryota; Euglenozoa; Kinetoplastea; Trypanosomatida; Trypanosomatidae
Exons: 1
Coding region: 1-1128 (375 amino acids)
Source: RefSeq, a predicted model, not a curated record